Molecule: messenger RNA, 1569 nt
Organism: Salvelinus namaycush (lake trout)
Lineage: Eukaryota; Metazoa; Chordata; Actinopteri; Salmoniformes; Salmonidae
Product: transport and Golgi organization protein 1 homolog
Exons: 5
Coding region: 1-1569 (522 amino acids)
Biological process (GO): vesicle cargo loading; protein secretion; endoplasmic reticulum to Golgi vesicle-mediated transport
Cellular component (GO): endoplasmic reticulum membrane; endoplasmic reticulum exit site
Molecular function (GO): protein binding
Source: RefSeq, a predicted model, not a curated record
AUGUCUGAAGGAGCUAGAAAGUUCCCCUCUACCACUCCUGCCUCCCUCAACCGAGGUAAUGGGCUGGAAUCUUUGGUAGGCGUGAAACAACUGAUCUUUGAAUCAUUCCUCUCCACAGUGCUCCUGUGCCGGGGCAAAGCUUUCAGCGAUUUCACCGGACCAGACUGUCGGUUUCUGUCAUUUAAAAAAGGAGAGACUAUAUAUGUCUACUAUAAACUCUCAGGCCAAAGGACAAAUAUAUGUGCAGGGAGUGACCAACUCGUAAUCAAUCACAUAUACACUGAAAAAGAAUUGGAGAUUCCUGCUGAGGAAACCGACAUUGUUUGCUUUGACACUGGACACGAUAAGUUUGACAGUUAUGCCAUUGAUUCACUGUUAGGUUCCUCUUUAUUGUUAACAGACAAGGAGGAAUCUGUGCAAGUAACCACAGAGACUUUGUACCUAAACAAAAGUGCUGAGAGCACCACGGUGGAAGUGGAUGAGCCUUCACCUGAAGUGACACUGUUAGAAAAUGAUGAGAUUGAUAGGGAUGUACCUGAGGACAUUGAUAAGGUUGUAGAGGUUCCAGAUAAUGAUGAUCUGAGACAUUUUGAGGCUUUAGAGUCCUCUCUGCCUCAGCCUGAAACUCUUGACACAAAGGGAGUGGAAUCUAACACUGUACUUGAGACCACAGCUGAGAGGAUCAAAGAUUACCUUCAGAAAGAUCAGCAGAGGACAGAGGACUCUGUGCCGUACAGUGUUGUUGAACCAGAGGAAGGUGAGAUCAAAGAAACCCCCUCAGAACCUGAAUCCAAAGAUGAUCCUGAGUUAGAAAAUGCACCUGAUGGUUUUUCAGAAGGCAGACCUAUUCCUGAUUUAAAAAUCAUACUUGGAAUAACUUUUGAUGCUGUCACUUCCAAUAAUGAGGACACUUGGAAGGUGACUCCAUAUGACGAGGAAAGUGACAAGACUGAAUAUCAGCAGGAUGAGGAAAGUGAUUAUCAUCUCAGGGAAACUCCAUUGCUGGCUUUUUCUGAAGAAAGUUCUAAUUUGGAACACGAGAACAUUCCGGAAUCUGAUCAGACAGAUGAGGAAGACAGUCUAUCAGAGGUACCUCAUACACAGAAACAGGACUCCAAGGACAAUAACCUGUGGUCUGCAUUUGGUGAUACCGUUUUUAACAUUGUCAGUGGUGGGGAAAGAAUAGCUUAUGUUGCCGGUUCAGAGGAAGAUGACGAGGAGGAUGAUGAUGAAGGUGAGAUUACACCAGAGGAGCCUCCCAAAAUUGAAGAACCCAAGGAGUCAUUUGGCUGUUCUACUUCCUCUGAGCUAAUCUUUGAGGAACCUGGGCACUCUAAUUUCAGUGAGGAUGCUGUCAAAGUACCUGAUGAGGAUUCUCAGACGUUGCAGUUUGAGGAUGAAUCUGAAGAAGGUGACAUCGAACCUUCAACACCUCCUGCUGAUGAGGCGAGUCCCUUUGAACACACUGAGGCUUUAGCAGAGAAUCUUACAGAAGAUGACAGCCCAGUCCCUAAACAGCUCUCACAGACAGACAUGCUCUCAGACUUUGAUAGUCCCAGAUCCAAGUAG